This is a messenger RNA of Annulohypoxylon maeteangense, 1821 nucleotides long. RefSeq lists its product as uncharacterized. Lineage: Eukaryota; Fungi; Ascomycota; Sordariomycetes; Xylariales; Hypoxylaceae. The transcript has a single exon. The coding region runs from base 1 to 1821 and encodes 606 amino acids. The record is from RefSeq and is a predicted model, not a curated record.
AUGAAUGCAGAAAUUCUUACAUUAAUAAGAUCCCAAGAAGCUCCGGGCAGAGACGACUAUGGGAAGGAAUCCAAACCUCCUAGAGCUGUAUUACUCGAUCGUAUCGUCAGUUGUAAUAGAGUCCAAGUAUCUGGAAGUCAGCUACUACAACUACCAACAUGUAUCCUUACCGAUAUUGCCGAUUUACUCCAUGCUGAUAGGGCUAGCUUGGGUGCGCUGGCCCUUGUGAACAGUACUUGUCAACAACUGGCUCGUUCGAGUCAAUUCUCGGAAGUAACUUUCAACUACGAUCACCGAUCACAAUGUAUCAUCCAGAAGAUAGCAGAAGAGCACACCACUUCGCAUAUAAGCCAGAAGGCUGGGCUGGGCUGUUGUGUGCGCAAGUUUACGAUGACAUCUACAUCAAGGAGGACCGAUACUAGUGGAUCACUUGAAAACAUGAAUCAACUGGAGCUGUAUAAAGAAGACAACUCUUACCAAGGACAACCAAUCAACUUAAUACUAUCCAUGCUUGAGCUUGCUAUGCCGAAUCUUCAGGUCAUCGAGUGGCUGGACGACUUUCAGCCAAAUAAUCACUUUCUCAGAAGAAUGAUGCUAUCACCAGCAAAGUCUAUCAAGAUCGGGUCUUUACAAAUGAGAACUGCAGAUACCCAUGCUUACAUCCAAGGUUUCGACACAUCGUUAGCGUGGCCGAUACGACAUCUUUCGUUUAACCCAGAUGACAUACUAUUCAUGUCACCCGAAUUGGGUGAGGCAAUUUUGCGCAGCUGUGCGCCCACGAUUGAAUUCCUGAGCUGGAGUCAGUAUCUGAAUUUAAAAUUAGAGACUAUUAGUGUCGCCGAGAGACCGAUUGCAUUCCCGCGGCUCACAAGCCUGCAGCUGAAUGUGGUAUCGCUGUCGACAGAAGUCUAUUUAUGUUUCCUUAGUCCACGCUUGAGACAGCUCAAGCUACCUUUCUGCUAUAACGGUCAAGAGCUUACAGAGGCUCUCUCUAGGUGUGAUACUCUACGCGACUUAGAAACCUUAGCAAUCCCUCUUCUCCCCAUUAAAGAGGAUUAUGCAGAACUCAUGUACCGGUUCAUCGCGAGACAUAGUCACAUAAGGAAGCUAUUCAUAGCGGAACAUACAAAGGCAAAAGGAGGAGAGGCGCACCUAGAUUCCUUUCUUAACACAUUUCUAUCCCCGAACCGAUUCAGGAAUCUGACAUCUCUCUCUCUGUCAUGGGGAGGGGGUAGUGAGAGAGAGGAAACAAAACCCCAUAUUGUCCAAGUAUCAUUCCGAUCACUCUGCGCAGUUGGAAAGCUGACGGCUCUUAAUCAACUCAGCUUGGCUGCCGGGAUCUUAAAGGGGGGCCAGUGUCAGUGGUUGAUAGACCAUGACCAGAUGCGUGUCGCACUGGGGAAACUACAGAACUUAAGAGUGUUAGCGAUUAGUCGCGACACAUACAGACAUGGGCCUAACCCUGCCGUUGAUGAAUACUAUUCCAAUAGAUUCAUCACAGACCAGGACGUGAUGGAAAUCCUUCAUUUAAGAUAUGAAGACUUGGACGUCAGAUCUGAAGAACGUGAGACGAGACAACAUAUUGCCUUGAGACCCGAAGAAGAACGGGCCUGGGAAAAAUGUCAUCGUAAUCGUAUGAUACGCGAGGCCGAGAGAUAUUCGAAUGUGUUGCGAACCCUUCGAUGGAUAUACCUAGGACAAAGGCCUAUGGCCAUCAAGAGGAGCCUUCACGGAGAACAUCGGGAGAUUGUGCCUUUGACUAAAGAAAGGGACAGUUGUUUCACCUACCUAAGAGAAUUAUUUAUGUUUAAGAAUCUAUAA